Acanthoscelides obtectus is the source of this 709-nucleotide messenger RNA. NCBI's taxonomy places the organism in Eukaryota, Metazoa, Arthropoda, Insecta, Coleoptera, Chrysomelidae. The record is from the annotation of a GenBank genome assembly.
CGUCCCGCCGCCGCGGUCGACCGCAACUGCUAGCCGUUGCGGCUGACCGUUGCGGCCAAGCGAUUUCGUUGCAGCGUCUAAAUUUCGGCAGUCAGGGGUCGUGCUCUAAAUUGUGAACAUGGAUUCAAAAAAUCUCGCCAAAAUAAUUUUACUUGAGGACGAAGAAGAAGAUGAAGAAGUGAUAUUAUGGUGGUCUAGUCAACGAGAAGAUUUUGACAGAUUGUACCAAUCUCGCAAGGAAGAGGGAUAUUUUAAAAUUCUAAUGAAGAAUCACCUGGAUACAAACGAACAAAAAUUUCGUGAAUUUUUUCGUUUAAAUAAGGAACAGUUCCAGUUUGUUCUGAAUAUAGUAUCGACAGAUUUAAAGAAACAAUCCACAAAUACCGUUCACGACCCUAUAUCUCCGGAAGAAAAGUUGGCAUUGGCGUUAGUUUUUAGCCACCGGAGAGACCUUCAAGUCACUCUCGUUUGCUUUCCGUUUUUCACCGAGCUACAUCUCCGUACUUAUUCAAGAAACAUUAGAAGUACUCAGUAAACAUUUGGUCCCAAUAUUUUUGCCCCCACCAAAUGCAACCGAUUUGAAGAAAAAUGCAACGGAAUUUUGGAGCAAAUGGAAUUUUCCCAACUGUGUUGGUGCUGUUGACGGAAAACAUAUCCGAAUUUUUUGUCCACAAAAAAGCGGUUCACUAUUUUUUAAUUAUAAAGAAUA